GAGGGAGGCCGGGAGGAUGUGGAAGCAGAUGAGAAGCUAGUGAAACUGGACUGGUGGUCCUCCUGCAGCAUCGAGGCGAGGGAGGGAGGGAGUGAGUCCAGCAGGAGGAGGCGAAGUAUUGAGCCCAGCACAGGGCAGGGCGGCUGAGGGAGAGUGGAGUGUCUGCUGCAAUAGUGUUAUGUGAAGAUGAGAGCCUUUGACAGGAGGGAGGAUCUUUACAAAUUCUGCCGCUCCUGGUUCUUCUGGUCAGAUUAGGAGUCGGGUGGCAGGCCGCGCGGAGAGAGAGGAGGGGGAGGGCAAAAAAAGCCAGAGAGAGAGGCGAGCCGCGAGCGGAGCAGGACGGGAAGCGAGGGAAAGGUCGCGUUCUAGCAGUACAGACUGGGGAAGGGUGACGAGGAGAGUGAAUGGGGAGGGGAAAAAAACAGAAAAGAAGCCGAGGCGAGGAGAGAAAGAUUUGGAUUUAUAUGCGUUACAGGGCGGGCCGAGGGAAGAGGAGGGAGGAGAGCUGCCGAAGACGAUGAGAGGAAGGAUGAUGCAGAGGGGAUUAUUUAUCUAGGGUCCUUAAAGCACGCAGCGAGCGUGCGGGCGGCGUCGUGCAUGCAGGGCCAGCAUCCCCCGCCGCAGGUGCCCGCCAGCACCCGGGCCCCCUCCCCCCAAGUCGCACCAUCUGUAUCCGUUCCGAACCCGACUCUCACAGCCGUCUCUUCAUGGCCCCCGACCCAAGUGAUCCAUUUACAUCAGGUACUCUAGCACACCGAUACCGGUUGAGUAGGUUCAUAUUCAGUCUGAAGUGAUGUUGCUGCUGGUACAGACCGAGGCAUUAUACAGCACUAUGGUGUUCUGAAGGCUUUUUACCUAACGGAUUGUUGCAGACAGGUGUUGUCUAGGGUUCCCAUGUGUGCAUUUUGAGGAAUAUGGGAUUGAUUAGAUGUGGUUUGGGGGCGUUAGGGCUCCUGGUUUUGAUCUCUUGCGCCGGCGCUAGCACAGUUUCAAAAUCUGAACGACAGUGGCCAACCUAUAGAUACCGAGUCGCCACAGUAUAAGCAAUUGGUUGCUCUACUUCAAUCACAGGCUCUGUCAAGUAAUUUUCAAAAUAUUGGUGGUAGUGGUAGUGGCAGUGGCAUUGGGCCGGGAGGCCCUCUGUCACUGCCGCUCCCACCCAGGGGGUUCCUGGAUGUAGCCCCAGCUCAACAACCUGGGUCGUUACAGCCAUCGACUGAGGCCCAAGCGACCAACCAGGUUCCCAUUGAGCACAGCCAGGCACAGAGUCAGUUGCCAAAUCAAGCGUUUCUGCAGCAUGUUGCGCAUGCUACUCAACGCAAAGCUCAAACUCCCGUCCACAGUCAGCAAGGAAAGCAGCAAUCUUUUUCCUUAGGAGGACAUCAGGACUCCCAGGUCGGCAGUAAUUUGAACACCCAAGAGUCUUUGCAACUCCAACCAGUCAAUCAAAGUCAGGUUUCACUUCAGGGUGUACAUUUGGGUGGACAACGAAUGCGUGCCAACCAGGAGCCUAGGCCUGACGGGACCCCGCCGCAGCCUCUUCUGCAAUCCAACUUGUCAAGGCCUUCGUCAUCACACGGGAAAACCUCACAACGGUCGCAGGGUAGUUUGAGUACCCAGUAUGGAAGUGGGGGAGCAUCUUCUCAAGGGUUACAGACUACAAUGGUCCAAACUCCCCAAGCGCAGUCUCGAAUCGUGGAGAAUUUGUCACAAGCGGCUGUUUCUCAGCUACAGGCUCAUUUGGCAGUCAUUCAAAAAUCGGUAACAAAUGUUUAUCCCCCUCAGCAAUUGUCCCAGCUCUCUCAGCUUGCUGCCCAGAUGAUUCCCUCGGCUAUCCUGCAAGAACGGAACACACCCGUAGCUACCGGUGCCUCAUCAUUUGGAGACUAUUCACAGGGGACGAUAUAUGGUGUUAGCGGGACGUCUGCCUCUUUUGGUAGCACUCCUUCAGCUGCCUCUAAAAGUUAUGGAGACUACCCGACUGGUCCUUUAUUUGGUGUGAGCGGGACUUCAUCAUCUUUUGGGAGCUCUCCAUCGACAGGGUCUAAACCUCUUGGUGACCAUCCGCCGACGACUUUUGGUAUAAGCGGGACGUCAACAUCGUUUGGUACUACGCAAACACCAGGAGCUAGUUUUGGGAGUUUUCAGCCAAUUGGUUCCUCGAUGAUGGACGUGGCCAUAGAUAGGGCAUCCAGCAGUUCGAGCAGGCCGCUAAUGACUUCUGCUAUAUCCACUGUUGCAAAAGUGUCGCCGAAGGGGGAUGCGUUGCAGAGGAAUAGCAGUCAAUCCGGUCCCAGUAGCAUGCAACAAGCCCAACAUCAGCAGAUGAGGCAACAACAACAACAAAUGCAACACCAGCAGCAGUUGCUGCAGCAGCAUCAGAUGCUACAGCAGCAGGUCACACGCCAGAACAUUCAAGGCAGUAAAUCGGAAGGAUUGCUUGUCAGCUCAACUCAGCAAGCAGCUCAGCAGCACCAUCAGCAGCUUCAGCAACAACAGCAUCUGCUUCAACAGCAUCAGCAGCAACAGCUGAUAGCGCAGCAACAACAGCAUCAGCAACAAAAGCACUUACAACAACAACAACAACAACAGCAAUUUCAGCAACAGCAGCAACAGCAGCAAUUACUCCAGCAGCAACAGCAGCAGCAAUUGUUACAAAAUCAGCAGCAACAAUUGUUACAAAAUCAGCAGCAACAAAAGCAGCAACAUCACCAACAGCAGGUGCCACUCAAACAAGUCCAGCAGCAUCAACAGCAAGUUCAGCUCCAGCCCACGAAGCAAAAGUCUUCUAGUCAGCAGCAAUCAUCUACUCAGCAUUAUCAGCAGCAGGAGAGCAUGGGUUUUACUCGACAUCAAUUGUAUGUGCUGAGAUCGCAAAUUCUAGCCUUCCGACGGAUUAAGAAAAACGAGCGCCUUUCGGAAGAGCUACUUCGGGCAAUUUCUCCACAUCCACUCAACUCCCCUGCUGCUUCCGGACAUCAAUCUCGUACCGUUGUCAAUCCACCUACGGCAACUGAUCGAGUUGGUACUGCUCCUCUUGUUCCUUCAGCUACCACGCAAUUAGGAAAGUCACAUGUUGGACCUCAGAAAGAUGAAAACUUGCCGGUUGCAGUAACCCCUGGAAAGUCGUCUUCAGUGGUUAAAGAAGGGGAGGCCUCAUCUAGUCGGGAGAUUAAAAAGGCUUCUAGUCAGUCUCCUGGGGAUGUCAAGUCGGUCUCAGUUGGUGUUCCCGGCAGCAAACAAGAUAAACAGGGCUCGGCAGUAGUCAAAACUGAACCUACUGGGAAGGCGGAAGCAGUUCUGAAAGCAGAAUCCGUUGGAGUGAAAAACGUUCCCAUUAAUGCUAAAAGCGCCCAACCUACGGUAAGCUCCGGGAAUGUGAAGACUAGUGCCUCGAUUUCUGCUCAGAUUGGUCCUGCUGCAGAGAAGGUCACUGUAGGUGUGAAGCGGCACCGAGGUCCCCUCUUCGACUUUCCAUCAGUUGCAAGAAAGUUUGAUGGAGGGUCCAAUAUUCACGCAGCUCCUUGGGGCGAGCCUAGAGGGUUUGAGUACGAUGUGCGAGUAUUACUCUUAGAGGAGGGUGUAAGGGUAGUGGAUAGAAAGCGGAGUGACAAGCUGAAACGCAUCGAGGAUUUGCUUGCCGCUGGAAAUGACUGCAAAGAGUUGCGCCCAGAUCAAGUGCUGAAGUUGCGCAUUGAGCAGCGUAAACUGCGGCUCAUGGAGUUGCAGUCUAGAAUUAGGGAUGAGGUAGAGGAGCAGCAACAGGAGAUCAUGGCUAUGGGAGAGAGGGCGUAUCGUAAGUUUGUCCGUUUGUGUGAGCGGCAGCGGUUAGACUUGACAAGACAGGUUAUGCUGCUACAGAAGAACGUCAGAGAGAAGCAGUUGAAGUCACUGUUUCAAUGGCGAAAGAAGUUGUUAGAAGCGCAGUGGGGUACUCGGGAUGCGAGGAUCUCGCGUAAUCGCGGGGUUGCCAAGUAUCAUGAGAGAAUGCUGAGAGAAUUUUCUAAGAGGAAGGACGAGGAUAGAACGAAAAGGAUGGAAGCGUUGAAGAACAAUGAUGUGGAUGCCUACAGAGAGAUGCUCAUGCAGCAACAAACGCAGAUGCCAGGAGAUGCUGGAGAGAGAUUUGAAGUGCUAUCAUCUUUUCUGACCCAAACUGAGGAGUAUCUUCAAAAGCUGGGAGGGAAGAUUUCUGCAGUAAAGAACCAGCAAGAGCGAGAGGAAGCCGCCUUGUUUGCCGCAGCAGCUGCAAGAGCCCAGGGCCUCUCUGAAGAAGAAGUCGAAGAGGCUGCAGCUCGAGCAGGCGAAGAGGUUUCAAGGAAAGAUUGGGCCUCAGACGAUGAGUCUAUGAAGGGUUCAUCUGUGAAUAGGUACUACAGUCUAGCUCAUGCAGUGAACGAGCAGAUACUGCGGCAACCUUCCAUGCUUCGCGCAGGAACAUUGCGGGAUUACCAGCUUGUGGGUCUGCAAUGGAUGCUAUCACUGUACAAUAACAGGUUGAACGGAAUUUUGGCAGAUGAGAUGGGUUUGGGUAAGACCGUACAGGUCAUGGCUCUCAUCGCAUAUCUAAUGGAAUUCAAGGGGAAUUAUGGACCCCAUCUGAUCAUUGUACCAAAUGCUGUCAUCGUUAACUGGAAGAGUGAGCUCCUACGUUGGCUGCCUUCGGUAUCAUGUAUAUUUUAUGUGGGUGGGAAAGACCAACGUACAAAAAUUUUCACAACGGAGGUUACUGCUAUGAAGUUCAACAUUUUGGUUACAACUUACGAGUUUAUUAUGCGCGAUCGUGCAAAGCUUUCCAAGGUGGAUUGGAAGUACAUGAUAAUUGAUGAGGCUCAGCGCAUGAAGGACAGAGAAUCUCGCCUCGCUAGAGAUUUGGAUCGUUUUCGAUGUGCGCGUCGUCUCCUUUUGACAGGAACACCUUUGCAGAACGAUUUGAACGAGCUCUGGUCAUUGUUAAAUCUGCUGCUACCCGAAGUGUUUGACAGUAGUAAAGCAUUCAAUGACUGGUUUGCCAAACCAUUUCAGAGAGAUGCACCUACUGGUCAGAGUGAUGAGGAUGAUUGGUUAGAAACAGAGAAGAAAGUGAUUGUUAUUCACAGGUUGCAUCAAAUAUUAGAGCCAUUCAUGCUUCGUCGAAGGGUGGAAGACGUUGAAGGAUCGCUGCCCCAAAAGGUCUCUGUCACUCUAAAAUGCAAGAUGUCUGGCUACCAAGCGGCCAUAUAUGACUGGGUAAAAGCAACUGGCACUAUACGACUUGAUCCAUUAGAUGAAGAGUUGAGGGUGGCAGGAAAUAACAACAAACGUCAGGCCCGGGCAUAUGCUCCUUUGCAGAACAAGUGUAUGGAGCUGCGGAAAGUUUGCAAUCACCCUUACUUAAAUUAUCCUCCUCGAGGUCAUAUGCUGAAUGACGACGUAAUACGGUUGUGCGGCAAGUUAUGGAUACUGGACAGAAUACUCGUGAAGUUGCACAGAACUGGUCAUCGUGUUCUUCUGUUUAGCACCAUGACAAGGCUGCUGGACAUUUUGGAAGAGUACCUGAACUGGCGUAGGUUGGCGUAUCGGCGAAUCGACGGAACUACUACUCUGGAUGCGCGAGAAGCCGCCAUAGUAGAGUUCAACAGACCUGGCUCAGAAAUUUUCAUAUUUCUGCUCAGUAUCCGAGCUGCGGGAAGAGGUCUCAAUCUGCAGUCUGCCGACACCGUCGUCAUCUACGAUCCGGAUCCCAAUCCGAAGAACGAAGAGCAGGCUGUAGCAAGAGCACAUCGCAUAGGACAAAAGCGAGAGGUAAGGGUAAUUUACAUGGAAGCUGUAGUAGAAACUCUAUCAAGCUACCAGAAAGAAGAUGAGAUUAGAAGUGGUGGUAGUGUGGACAGUGAUGAUGAAAUGGCUGGCAAAGAUCGUUACAUGGGAUCGGUGGAGAGUCUGGUACGGAACAAUAUCCAGCAACACAAGAUCGACAUGGCUGAUGAAGUUAUCAAUGCUGGGCGUUUCGACCAAAGGACAAGUCAAGAGGAGCGGAGAUUGACACUUGAAGCUCUCCUUCAUGAUGAAGAAAGAUACCAGGAAACAGUGCAUGAUGUUCCAACUCUGCAGGAAGUAAAUCGUAUGAUUGCUCGAACAGACGAAGAAGUUGAGCUUUUUGAUCAAAUGGACGAAGAAGAGGACUGGCCGGGAGAAUUGGUGAAGCACUCGACUGUGGCAAAAUGGCUUCGUGUGGGCUCACAGGAGGUCAAUGCAGCAAUUGCUGCCACUUCCAAACAAGCUAUGAAAGCUGGCAUCGUUGGGGCCAUCGGUACAAGAGAGGAGGAGGAAAGACUACUUGCGAAGGCUGCCAAAGCUAAGGCAUUGCAGAAAUCAUCCAAAAGAAAGGCGGAUGGUGAAACUAGUACAGUCUCUCCUGAAGCCUCGAAGGCAACGAAGAUAUCAAAGAAGAGGAAGGUUGAAGAACCAGAGCCUGUCUCCAUGGUUUCUGUGAUAGGCGGAGGAUCACUAAGAGAAGAGGAAACGGUAUCAGUUGACGAGGAAGAGGAGGAGGGAGAGAUAGCGGAAGGAAUCGACAAUCAUGGUGUUGUAAUAGGGGUUGAGCUGGAAGAAGGGGAGAUGGAAGAGGAGGGUCAGGUUGAAGAGGAUGGGGACGACGGUUCUGACGUUCGUGUCAUAGAUACAGCUGAGGACGAAGUUCUUGAGCUAGAUGAAAGAGGACACCGAGGACAUGCUUCGAAUUCCACAUCUUCUGACGAAGGAGAGGAAUCCGGGAGGCCUACACAUACAGAUACGAACCGUAGGUCUUUGCAUGGAGGGCAAACAAGAAGAUUUGGUUCACUGGCAGCGCUGGAAAGUAGGCCAUCCAGACACGAAGAGAUCGAAGACCUUGAAGAGGGGGAAAUUGUUGGCUCCGGUGGUGAGUCGCCGGAUACCCUCAGAUCUGAAAGCUGGGCUCAAGAGCGUGAAGAUGGAGACGAACAAACUGUACAGCCUCAAAGGAAGCGUAAGCGUAGCAAUCGCCACCGGCGGAUGACGCAUUUUGACGGAGCAAGUGACAGAAGCAAUGAAGGCAUUGUCGGAAUGAAUCCCAUUUUCCCUUAUGGUCCUCCGUUUUCAAGAUUCGAAAUGAGGCAGCCUCCAGGACCGAGAGCUAUGGAGCCAAUGGAAACACCAUUUGAACGAUCUUUCCAAUGGGGGAUAAGUAAUAAUGUGAGACAGAUGAUGCCUCCAAGUUCAAGUGGUAGACCUUAUGAGAACGUGAUUUCUCGACCUCGUAUUGUUUUUAAGCACAACUGGUCGAACGGCUUCCAGGAGCCUGUGGAAGAUGUGAGGAUUUCACACGCGAAUGCACUUGCGCAUCAAAAUGCACUUGCCCAUCAAAAUGCUUUGGCACAUCAAAAUGCGGUCGCACACCAAAACGUCAUGGCUCAUGCCAGUGUGCUGGCGCAUUCGAGCGCCCUUCCGAACUGGAGUUUACCUCGCAUGCCAGAUAACAUGCAAAAGAAGUGCAAGCAAGUGCUCGGCAAAUUGCAAGGUGCUGUGAAUAAGGAGGGUAGGGCAGUUACUGCUCUGUUUAUUGAGCUUCCGAAACGAAGCGAAUGUCCAGAUUAUUAUAAGGUUAUCACAAGACCUAUUGAUGCUCGUACCAUCGAGCACCGGCUUGAUCACUUCGAGUAUCCUGGAGUUCUCGACUUUGCCGCAGAUGUACAAUUAAUGCUCGACAACGUUGCCCGUUACAACUUCACUCCUGAGGUUCAGGCGGAUGCACGAAGAUUGCAAAGUGUUUUUUUUGGGCGGAUGACUGUUCAGUUUCCAGAUGUCGAUUUCAGUCCAGUAAAAACGAAAAAUAUGCCUGUUCCAGCCCAGCCUAGUCCUGCUCCUGCCGUGGCAGCCCGCAAAGUCGAGCACGUGGAGAGUGGAGGGGUGAAGUCUGGAAGUGAGGCACCAACUACUCGGUGGAGUUCUGCUCGACCUCCUCCAAAGCACACUACAGUACCAACUCCGGAGGUUAGUGUGAAGGAAAAGGUCGUCAGUGUAGAAAAGAAGAGUAAGAGGACUGUCAAGGACAAGAGUAAAGAUCCAAAAAAGAAUGGUAAGCUUGCGACAAGUGAGAAUGUAGAGGAGGACAGUAGGGGUGGAAUCUUGCAUCCUGUGGAUCUUGUAAUUCAUAAGAAAAAACGUGGAGGUAGAGAAAGAGUAGCCAGUAAGUUGAACAGUAGGUUAUUCUACGCUAGUCGCAGCCCAGAAGAAAUACGUGAACCCAGUAGGAAUAGUGGGAAUAGUGUAAGUAGCCCUAGGCCCGUCGGAACUAGAAGAAGCCAACCCCUGGACAGGUCGUUGACUGCAAGUCCAGAAGCUGGUGAGAAAGCCGGUAUGCAAGAAAGCAAAGUGGGGAAAAGGACAGCCUUAACUCCUAAACUGAAAAGAUCAUGGGCGGAUGGUAGCAAGCGGCGUCCUGCUCAAACGUGAAUUUUUUGUGUAUAAUUCUACCCAAACCCUUAUUCUUUCAUUCAUAUGAGUUCGGCUUUCUGC
Molecule: messenger RNA, 8517 nt
Organism: Marchantia polymorpha subsp. ruderalis
Lineage: Eukaryota; Viridiplantae; Streptophyta; Marchantiopsida; Marchantiales; Marchantiaceae
Source: the annotation of a GenBank genome assembly